AUGAACGACAAGUACUGGGAACUGCUACAAGAGGGUCUUCGCACAGGGUACUCCGAGCAACGUAAAUACUGUCUUUCCAUUCUCAAGACUUCCGUUCAGAUACUCAACAUUGACUUGGACGCCCCUCACAUGACGCUUCAAAUCCGGGCAAAAAUGGACUAUGUACUCCACUUCGACAAAUACAUCACAGUAUUCGAGACUAUCGUUCUAGGCCGAUAUAUGAAUCAGGUUGAGGAGUGUCUUCCAGAUCUGCAGAUGCUAUGCUCUUCCAGCUCCAGGAUUCAUCCGACUUGGAUGAAGACACUGCUAGAGGCCGCAUUCCAGCAGAACAUCCAGGAUGGCAUCCGCAAGUUCGUCGGGAACUGGCUCAUGGAUUUGUCGAGUCUUUAUCUGGACCUGGAUCGACCGACUCAGGAAGGAGGCCACAGACUGCUGAUCACACUCAUCACUCAGACAUCGCCGAAGAAUAACAUCAUUACGCAAUCGCUGCUUCCUUGGGCCACACAAGGCUCUCUGUUUACCUCCAGCAUUCGCAGCACGCAAGACAAUCGCACCGUUUGCUGCGAGCAUGGAGAGAAGCUCUCAAGCUUCAUUGAAGGGCUACUCCGCCGAUGUCCCGACAACACCAUCCGCUCCCUGCAUUUGCGCACGCUGCUUACUUGGUUACAUGAUACGAGCAUCGACGGGAGACUCUUUCCCCACGCAGCUGCCUACAUCGUCGAUGGUCUGGUUCGCGGCGCGGGGCUUCAGGAGCCCAUCUGUCGUAUAGGUAAAGGAGCGCCUCUUGAUGUGGUCGUACCUGGCAUCGAGCAGCAAGACUUGGAGCUUUUAGUCAAGAUUGCAACACGCACUGGCCUCCCGGAAGUCGUCCGGGACUAUCUUGUAGCACUUUGCUUGCGUAUAGAAUCCUUAUUGAAGCGGACGUCGCCAGGCUCUGCUAUGGAAGGUUUCACUUAUACUACAAUGCUAGCAAGGCAUACCUGGCUUCUUGCUCCAGUGACAAUCGAAAAACUUACGGCACUGGAGCUACAGAAGUGGCUAGUGCAUGCUGCUAUCGAAGCGAGUGGCCCCUCAGCUUCAGCGAAUAACCACUAUGAUGAGGAUGAAAAGGGUAAAAUAAUUGUCGAUCUUGGUUCAAGGAAUCUAUCAUUGACAGAAUUCAUCAAGCCAUUAGUGCUAACGAAUUACGAACUUCUUCACGGCAGUGGUCUCAAUAGAAGUUGUCGAUACCUGUUCCUGUUAUUGAAUAACAAUAGUUCGGAUACAGUACCGUCGAACCUCCUGCUCCAAGCGCUGGAGGCAAUCUGGAGUGAAGUUGAACGACAGGACUAUCCCAAGCAGUCCUUGAUGGAGGUACCGAACGUCUUCUUCCACCCUACAUCGAUCAAGCUUAGCGUUGAUGCGCCAGAACUCGCGGCGCUGCUCUCAUCUACCUUAGCCAUACUGCAACAGCUGUGUGAUGGCAGAAUAUACGUCUUCUCACCGCUCGCCAAAGCUUUGAGCAACGCGUAUCGUAAGGCUCCUGAAGUCACUAAGCUCCUGCCAUUUGAAGACUUCAUCGUCCAGAUAGCGAACCAUCCACCAUCGCCGAAGCUGGAGUUCCUGUUGGAUUCUUCCGUAGCUGAGAAGCUGGAACAGAUUGCACCACACCGGACCUACUCGUUCUACUACGGACACCAUCAAAGCUAUGGUUACGCGUGCAUCUUUGACACCCUUAACAGCCUGAGAGUUACGGACCAUGCCGUCGGCAAGCGAAUCUUUGAUCGGCUGCUUGAGCCCUGGGCGAACCAGAAGAUGCCAAUCUCCAUUGUCAGCAAGUGGAAGAAGACAACGCAGCUGCAGACAAUGCUUCUACUCUUGGACACAUGCAUGUCUACGUCUACAUCCGAGGAGUUGUCUGCCUACCUUCGCUCACUACUGUCCAUAAUAUCCAUCGAGCCUCUUCCCCGGUACCGAUUCCUCCUCGAAUGGAUCAUCGCCCGCAUCUACGUUCAGCACCCAGACCGCCGUCCAGACCUAUUGACUCUGAUAUCAACCAAAGACCACUCGAACCCGAAGUACCUCGCUUCCAUCAUGAAGCUAGCAGUCAUGAUUGCCCGCGUGGCAGACUCGCCCGAAUCAUUCGCUCUCAAACUGAUGACGCAACUCGUUCCGCUCUCCGCCAGCUCCAAGAUCAUCAUCAGACACGAAGCACAGUGGUCCUUCCCACCGCUGUGGGAUCACGCCGCCGAGCGUGACUGGACCAGCAUCACGGAGAACCCGGCGUUCGCUGCGCUGAACGAUAGUAUACGAAGCCACGAGAAGUACUUGGCGCCUCCGCCGGGUCGCUCGCUGGAGUGGCUGGAUCCUGUUGACGAUCAUAACCUUGCGACGCUGUUUCAGGGCGGAUAUCUGCGGAUGGAGCCUGCUGAAGGGGAGAUCGUACGGGUUGAGGACUUUGAGGAGCUCUGGGCGGAGAAGGAGAACACAAGGUCCGGAGAGGGAGCGGAAAAAGCCAUGCCACCGCCACGCGUGCCACUCGGUCGCCGCAAGCCUCAAGCCCCUUCGACACCUGCAGCAGCGCAAGAAACCGAGUCUCAGGAUACCAUAGCACACGCUCCCUCCCUCCUCUCCCCCGCCACAGCAACAACUCCAACCCCCCUCCAAACAAAACCCCAGACCCUCCCCCUCCUCUCCCCCUCCCGUCCGCUGUCCACGGAUCCCCUCGACCCCUCCACCCGACCAACGCCCCUCAUUAUAAUCGCCUCCCUGAUAGCCAACCCGCACAACCUAGGCGGCCUGUCCCGCAUCUCCGAGAUCUUCGGCGCCGCCUCCCUCCACCUGCGCACCACGGCAGUCCUCACGGACCGCGACUUCCUCGCCGUAUCCGUCUCCAGCCACCUCCACCUCUCGAUCCACGCCCUCCCGCCCACGCCCUCCUCGCUCCUGCCGUUCCUGCGGGAGCGUAAAGGGGAGGGGUAUACCGUCGUGGGCAUCGAGCAGACGGACGCGUCUUUUGUACUCGGGGCGCCUGGGACGAGUGUCCCGCGGAAAGCGGUGCUGGUCCUCGGCAGCGAGAGGGAGGGGAUUCCGGGGUGGUUGUUGAGUGAGAUGGAUGCGUGUGUGGAGAUUGGACAGGUGGGGCGGACGAGGAGUCUCAAUGUGCAGACGGCGGCGGGGUGUGUGUUGUUUGAGUGGUGGAGGGAGCAUGGGGGCGGCGGUGGUGGGUGA
Messenger RNA from Coniosporium apollinis CBS 100218, 3210 nucleotides. RefSeq lists its product as uncharacterized. NCBI's taxonomy places the organism in Eukaryota, Fungi, Ascomycota, Dothideomycetes. The record is from RefSeq and is a predicted model, not a curated record. Gene Ontology annotation, molecular function: RNA binding; tRNA (guanine) methyltransferase activity. Gene Ontology annotation, biological process: tRNA methylation. The transcript has a single exon. Bases 1 to 3210 code for a protein of 1069 amino acids.